AUGAAAUUUAGUAUAGUCGUCAUAUGGGCCAGUUGCCUGGUGUACCAGGCGACGGCCUCCCUGGGCAGUCUCUCCAAGCAUCAGAGGAGCAAGAGAGCUCCCAUUCCCUGGCUUAUAUUCCCCACCACAUCUCCCACUCGUGUCAUGUUCAUUGGUGGUAUAGGUAUACCGCUGGAGGACCUUAACUACGAGGCAGUGACCACCGGAUACGUCUUGAAGGUGGAGUACUGGCUGCCCAUCACGCCGGAUGACCUGAGAACGCCCACAUCAAUGCCCCUCAACCAAGUGGCCACGCCUGGUGUGACGGGAGCCAGAAAGCAGAGGAAGCCCAUGUUCGAGAACUUCCUGGUGGGAGUGGACGAGCUGGGCAAGAACACCAGGAAGCUGCUGACCAGGACCAACAAGGUUCUCAGCAGCUAUCGCUGGACAGUCUACAAGGGGCUGGAGGGACUGGCCGAUCGACUGGGCUACCAGGGAAGGAUCUGCGUGCUGAAAAGCAUCUGCGAGGCCGCCGAGGAGCCCUUCCAUUACACUAAUGGGCUCUUUGCGGACCUCUUGCACAUACUGCUCACGCCCUCCUCCUCAGUGGACAAGUUGUCGGAGCACGCGGAUAACGAGUAUUAUUAUGCGGAGAAGGUGGGUCAGUCGGGAGCGGGAUGUGACCGCGUCUUCAAGGAGUGUCGACUUAGUCUCCUCCAACACUUCAGUGAAAUGCAUCACAACCUGGACAAGAUCUUAUUUUGA
Molecule: messenger RNA, 744 nt
Organism: Drosophila biarmipes
Lineage: Eukaryota; Metazoa; Arthropoda; Insecta; Diptera; Drosophilidae
Exons: 3
Coding region: 1-744 (247 amino acids)
Source: RefSeq, a predicted model, not a curated record